Molecule: messenger RNA, 453 nt
Organism: Aspergillus affinis
Lineage: Eukaryota; Fungi; Ascomycota; Eurotiomycetes; Eurotiales; Aspergillaceae
Exons: 2
Coding region: 1-453 (150 amino acids)
Molecular function (GO): protein dimerization activity; DNA binding
Source: RefSeq, a predicted model, not a curated record
AUGAAAGUGCCUGCAAAGCUUAAGUCCUACCGUGCCCAGGGAGAUCGCACCCAGCAGGAACUGAUCCGCAAACGUCGACACAACUUGUUCAAACGAUUAAAAGAAUUCAAUGAUCGCUAUGAGAUAGAGAUUUGGUUGACUAUGCGGAUGCCAAGUGGCCGAAUUUAUAUUUUUGCGACGGAUCCUAACGAACCUGUACCAUCAGAAGAGCAGAUUAGAGAGCAAAAUGUUCCAGUCAUUCAUAAAACACCGGCAGACUAUGAUCCCAAAAACAAUAAUUCGCAAGGCUUCCAAGACCCUCCCGCUCUCCCAUUUAUCAAUCUACCAUUUUGUUUGUCCAAUAAUCAUCGUCAUGUGCCCGAAUGGGGUAAAGAUGCAGCUCUGGAUCAGAUCUGUGCUGUGAGUGGCAGCCAAGCUACUGGAACGGUCAAUCAUAAUGACCCUGAGAAGUAG